UUGUCCUCGUCGGCCACCGUAUGAUGUCGUGGCGUUUGCUGAUGUGUUCAAACUUGCCAGUUACCACCAGAUUAUCGUUAGCUGUAAUUUCUAUCUUAUUUUGUCUGAAUUUUGUUUUCUUACACGUUACAUAGCUAACCCCUAACGUUAACCAUCAGUUGUUCAAGAUGAGGCGCGCCGGUUUAGGUGAAGGAGGCACUGGGAAUUAUGUCGCAAGUGGAUACAGUGUGUAUGAAGAGGAAAAUGAACAUCUACAGGAGGGACUGAGAUCUAAAGUCAGCGCUUUGAAAAGUCUUUCUAUCGACAUUGGAACGGAAGUCAAAUACCAGAAUAAAGUACUGGAGGAGAUGGACUCAGACUUUGACUCAACAGGGGGCCUGCUUGGUGCCACCAUAGGCAGAGUCAAGCAGCUGUCCAGAGGCAGUCAGACCAAACUGCUGUGCUACAUGCUGCUCUUCUGCCUGUUUGUCUUCUUUGUCCUGUACUGGUUCAUCAAGCUGAGGUGAUAAGAGGACCCUGUUGGACUUGGCCUCUUGAUUCCACAUCUUUAUCCCCAGUCUGCGCCAUGCUCACACAUCAAAACUAAACCAACAUAAUGCUGAUGAGGAAAGGCAGGGGUUUUUGGCUCAGCUUUAUACGUGCCCAUGUCUGAGUAUUUAACAGAAUGACCUCCACUUUUAGUCAUGAAAGUACUCCUACUGAUUCCAUUUCAUGGAUGAUUGAUGACCAUGUGAAGUAGGAAUCAUGUAUGUAUAUCUGAAGUAGACACUGUCAGUAUAUACAUGUACUUGAUAGCAGCCCAAUAUACCUGGAUGGAAAGAUGAGACAUAACAUGUAAGAACUGUAGAAGAUACUGUGUCAAAAACUUUAAUGCACUCGCAGGCACAUUGUAUGAUAAAGUGAAAUGGCAAAUGUGUCGAUAGUCCCAGUUGUGUUGAGUGAUUAAGUUAUAGAAUUAUCAAGUGUACGGGCAAGAAUGGCUAUAUUACAGCAAUUGCAUCCAUACAGAAUUAAGUGUUAAUUGUUCAUCUUCAUUGUAAAAAAUAUUUUUAUUGUAAAUAAACAAAUGUUAUGUCUAAA
Messenger RNA from Perca fluviatilis (European perch), 1080 nucleotides. It is a transcript of the gene bet1, whose product is annotated as Bet1 golgi vesicular membrane trafficking protein. Gene Ontology annotation, biological process: vesicle fusion with Golgi apparatus; endoplasmic reticulum to Golgi vesicle-mediated transport. Gene Ontology annotation, cellular component: Golgi trans cisterna; SNARE complex. Gene Ontology annotation, molecular function: SNAP receptor activity. The record is from RefSeq and is a predicted model, not a curated record. Bases 168 to 506 code for a protein of 112 amino acids. The transcript has 4 exons. NCBI's taxonomy places the organism in Eukaryota, Metazoa, Chordata, Actinopteri, Perciformes, Percidae.